Molecule: messenger RNA, 4979 nt
Organism: Apus apus (common swift)
Lineage: Eukaryota; Metazoa; Chordata; Aves; Apodiformes; Apodidae
Gene: PDLIM5
Product: PDZ and LIM domain 5
Exons: 14
Coding region: 162-1961 (599 amino acids)
Biological process (GO): heart development; actin cytoskeleton organization; muscle structure development
Cellular component (GO): Z disc; stress fiber; adherens junction
Molecular function (GO): muscle alpha-actinin binding; actin binding
Source: RefSeq, a predicted model, not a curated record
UACAAAAAUAGACAGGAUCCACUACCGAAGAUGUCAUUGUAACGUUACUUAUCUGAGGUGAAAUUGAAGCCCUUAUCUUUGACGCUGAACAGUACUUCAGUGCCUUGGUUGCCUUUUAAAGGCAUCAGUUCUUUGGAUUUGAUCCUUGAAUACUAAAUAUCAUGAGCAACUACAGCGUGUCUUUGGUCGGCCCAGCUCCUUGGGGCUUCAGACUUCAAGGGGGCAAGGAUUUCAACAUGCCUCUGUCUAUCUCUCGGCUUAACGAUGGUGGCAAGGCAGCCCAAGCACAUGUGGGGAUAGGUGAUGUAGUUCUCACCAUUGACGGGAUAAGUACGGAUGGGAUGACUCACCUAGAAGCACAAAACAAGAUCAAGGCGUGUACAGGCAAUUUGAACAUGACUCUGCAAAGAGUGGCUUUUGCGUCAAAACCCGAUCUUAUUAAUGUACCAAAGGGAGAACCUACAGAAGUAGUUAAGCCUGUGCCCAUUGUCUCUGCUGUUGCACCCAAAGUCACUGCCACUGCGAGCGUGGCUUACAAUAAGACACCAAGGCCGUUUGGAGCUGUAACCUCUUCCAAAAUCACCUCCAUCCCAUCACCGUCCUCCGCCUUCAUGCCGGCCCAGGCGGCAGCUCCGUCCCCGGUGGCGGCUGCCACCCCGGCCCGGUUUGCUGCUCCGGGGCUGCAUGUUAACGCCAGGCCUAACGCCGAGCAGCGGCCGCCUGCGCCGAGCGCUGCUAAACCUGCCAUUAAUGUCCCACGGCAGCCCCUCCCCAGCCCCGCUGCCAGCGACGGCGCCCAGGACGUAGCCGAGGGGCCGCAACGAGGAGUCAGAGAAAACCAGGGGGAGAGUAAACAGCAAAAUGGGAAAAUCCCACCCAAACGCCCUCCACGGAAGCACAUUGUGGAUACCUAUACAGAGUUUUACCACACACCCACCCACAGUGAUGCCAGCAAGAAGCGACUGAUUGAAGACACUGAAGACUGGCAUCCCCGGACAGGCACCACCCAGUCCCGCUCUUUCCGCAUCCUUGCCCAGAUCACUGGCACUGACCAUAUGAAAGAACCAGAAAAUGAAGCUGCAAAGAAGACUAAUGAUUCCCUGGAGACUGCCCAGCCUGCUGGUUUUACGGCUGCCUCGGCCAGGAGUCUGCCCGCCUGCCAAGAAAACGCCGUGGUGAGACCUUCUGCCGCCAGCAUCGUCUCUGCUGCAGCCCCCAAGCCAACGGGACCCCCGGGUGCUGCCAAGUACUCGGGCUGGCAGCCUGCAAACCAAGCAGCUCCUGCCAGUGGAUGGACAUCAAACAGUAUUAAAUCAACUGGAACAAGUGGCCCAAGUGAAAAAUUUGCUACAACAUCUCAACUAAAUGAGCAAGACACGUUGGUUCAGAGGGCAGAGCAUAUUCCUGCGGGAAAGCGAACUCCCAUGUGUGCGCAUUGUAAUCAAGUCAUAAGAGGACCCUUCUUGGUAGCUUUGGGAAAGUCGUGGCAUCCAGAGGAGUUUAAUUGUGCUCAUUGCAAAGCCUCCAUGGCUUAUAUUGGAUUUGUGGAAGAGAAAGGGGCCCUGUACUGUGAGGUCUGUUAUGAGAAGUUCUUUGCCCCUGAGUGUUCCAAGUGCCAGAGGAAAAUCCUUGGGGAAGUAAUAAAUGCUUUGAAACAAACUUGGCAUGUUUCCUGCUUUGUGUGUGUGGCCUGUCAUAACCCCAUCCGCAAUAAUGUCUUCCACUUAGAAGACGGCGAUCCCUACUGUGAGACGGAUUACUAUGCCCUCUUUGGUACUAUGUGCCAUGGCUGUGAAUUCCCCAUUGAAGCCGGAGACAGGUUUCUUGAAGCCUUGGGCCACACUUGGCAUGACACUUGCUUUGUAUGCUCAAUAUGUAGUGACAGUUUGGAGGGUCAGACUUUCUUCUCCAAGAAGGACAAGCCACUGUGCAAGAAACAUGCUCACUCUAUCAACAUCUGAUGCUUCGAGCCCAUCUUGUGUAACAAAUGUACUGAGCAUAAAGAAAGGUUAAAAUGUCCAUGUUCAAUGAUUGGUUAAAAUUAUUUAUGUAUUAUUUUCUAGAAUGGAAAAGAAAUGUAGAAACUUGUGGAGGGGGUUGAACACUAAUUUUUAGAGCAUUAUCAAUUAGGGUUUUGCUUCAAAAAAGAUAGGAUUUGGAAAUUGCACCCAGGCCAAACAAUUAGAAUGCCUUUACCUCUACAUUUGGCACAUUACUGUUUUGGUUUCAUGAGUUUAUGGCCACAUUUAUAUCUGCUUCAGUAUGAGAAGUGAAGCAUCUAUAAAAAAUAGCAGAUAUUAGAAGUCUUGGUUUUGCUGCUAUUCAACAAAUAGGAGAUUAGCUUCAGCGAUCCAGAUCACCUUAUUGCGCUGAUGUUUUUUGAAGUGUGUCUAGAAGUAUUGCAGCUAAACUCCAUUAAAAGGAACUCAAAGCAACGAGAAGAUUACACAGAACAUGUAGUUCAACAAAUGAUAUUUUUAUCUGACACUCAUAUACAUGAGACCUCCUGGCACAAUUAUAUUUACCUGUGCCUUUGCAGUUAAAUCUCUGAUGAGUCUGCAAAGGACAGAGAUUUUUACAAAGCAGUAAAGUGGGGCAGUGGCUCUGCUGGUGAAUAAGAAUAGUUUAGCAGAUGCCACUUAGAAGAAAACAUAAAUGGGAUACUCUUCCUUAACUCAGGUACUACCAGAACACUAGCCAAAAAAACCUACUGGUGAAGGUGGGUUUGACAAGAUGGAAGUGUCAGAUCUUGAAAAUAAGGGUUUGCAGUUCAGGUUUUAGAUAGUUUCAAGUGCCUUGGAAAGGGGAAAUUGCACUGAAUGUGUAGGUAACAAUGUUUCAUAUCUAGAAUGUGAGACUCUUAUUGAAUGAGGGAAACUGCUGACAUGCAACUGAGGACUUUUUUUUUUCCUCUGUAUGUCCUUUACCAUGUAGCUCAUGAAUAUGUUUAUUGAUGGUGUGCCAGGUAGUGUACCAAACACUUUAUUGCUCAGCUGUUGUGAUUUUUUUAUUAAGUUUUGAUUUCUCUCUUUUCUUCCAGAUGUAGGGAAUGUAUGGUAGAAUGAUAUAAUAUUGAGUUAGACAGCUCAGUAUCUCUCAGCUCUUGCAAGGGUGCAGAGAGAGGAUGCUGUUGUUUACUCCAAGCCAGGAGACAAAGCCAGUUCUGUGGCUUGAUAUGAAUUUUGCCUCCAUACAGAGAGUCAGUACAAGACCUGUGCACCAGUCAAGUCCCACUUCAAAUUAGGGCGUAACUGGUUCAGAGCAAUUGUCAGCAGAUUGGCAAGUGGUGGUGACCCUCUGCCACAGGUGAAUUUUGCUCCAGAAGACUUGCACAACAGAGAAGAGGGCCCUCUCAAGGCCAGAUCAGAUUCCUGCAGGAAACUGAAUUUACAUGGUAUUUAAUUCAACUGCAGUGUCAGAGCUGAAUUGUUAGUCUUUAGUGCUCUUUCAAGUAGACAUUAAAAAUAACCAUUUACUGGUUUGGUUGUGGAUUUGGUUUUUUAGUGAUACAAAGGACAGGUUUAUCCAUAAAACCAUGGGGCAAAUCACACAAAAAAAAUUGCCAUGGUUCAGUAAAGCAAUUGUAACAAGGAAUGUCAACAAAAGAGGAAGAAAGAAAACCACAAUUACUAUACUGAAAUAUGAGAAGUUAUUUGGCUUUCUUAAUUCAGCAAGACAGAUUCAUGUUGUGAGGCUACUUCACUUUAUUUCCUGAAGUUGUUUUUCUUUGAUACUACCACGUCUUUUUUUAACUUCUGGUGGUACGGAAGAAAUGGCAUAAGGCUGUUAAAAAUGUUUACACUCUUGUAGAUGUACCCUUUUGUGAGUUUGGCUGAAAAUCAGAAGGGUAGAAGCAGACUGGAAAAGAUACAGCAAUAUAUAUGAACCAGGUUGCUUUUGAAAUUAGGUGGAAUGUGGAGAAAUGAGACCUAGAGACUAGGUUUCAGUGGAGCUAUGUUGCACAUGAAUGAGGAAAGAGGGUGGGAAUGCACAGGAUAAGGCAUUCAGUAAUUUUUGCAAUUCAAACAUUGCUGUUGUAAAGUAGAAUAGGAACUUUCAGUUUAUCAUUGUCCUGAAAAUUAAGUUGACUUUAUUUUCUUUCAUAAUUUUAAUUUGAAUGGUAUUUCUUAAUCCAUAUACUCUAGGGUUUGAAAUUUUGCAGUCGUUAAUGAAUUUGAGGACAAAAGCCUGAAAGGCUCCAGUAGUGCCGCUUCGUUUAGCUGCUUUGCCUUUUAAUUUCUUCUUUUAUCUGUUUAAAAUUUAAAAGGAAGCAUAGAGUCACUGAUACAUAAGGAAUAUUUAAUGGCUCUACGGAAUUAUAGAAAUCAACUAUAAAAGGAACAUAAUUUUUAUUGUUAUUUUAAUGUGAGAUUUCAGUAGAGCACUUUAUAAUAAUGCCAUAUAUCUCACUGAAUAUUUAUUAUCUUUUUUUUGUUUAGGACUAUUUCAUACCGGUAUAUUUGUAUUUUGUGUUAUUUGUAAGCCUGGAUAUUUACCUCUAGAAUCUUUUGAUGUGCGAGCGUGUGUAUGUGUGUGUUAAAUAUGUCUCUACAUGCACACACAUGUACAUACUUUGAGAGACGUAUAUAUGCAUGUAUACAUACGUAUAUUUGGCUGCAGACUUGACAGCAACCGUCACCACAGUUACAUCAUCCUUUGGAGAUUUUGAGAGAUUUGGAACUGUUUUUCAUACAACACAUGUACAGUGUUCAUGUCUUAAGGGAACGCUAGAAAGGCAGGAGAGACACGUCAGUAAUUAAACUACUGUAGUUUUUUUGCAUGCAUUUUCAUUCAGUAAUUAUUUUUCUUCCAUAACUGCCUGCAGGAGAAUUGGAUUUAACUCUGUUUGAAGGUAAAAGGUCUUUAUAAGCGAGUAAUUGAAUAACAAUGACAGUUUCAGUAUAUUGUAACUAAAUAAUUCAGAAUUAUGUGUAAAUAUAAAUGCUUAAUAUAACAAUGCAAUAAAUUUAAAAGCAAAA